AUGUUAGGCUCUUCCUGGCUCCUUCUCAGCCUUGCUGCUCUAACUGCUGCUCAAUCCACCACUGAGGAUCUGGUCAAGAAAUUUUUGGAGAAGUUUAACUAUGAAGCUGAAGAGCUGUCUUAUCAAAGUUCACUUGCUUCUUGGAAUUAUAACACCAAUAUUACCGACGAGAAUAUCCAAAAGAUGAAUGAUGCUGGGACCAAAUGGUCUGCCUUUUAUGAAGAACAGUCCAAGCAAGCCAAAACUUACCCACUAGAAGAAAUUCAGGAUUCUACACUCAAGCGUCAAUUGCAGACCCUUCAGCACAGUGGGUCAUCAGUGCUCUCAGUAGACAAGAGCCAACGAUUGAACACAAUCCUAAAUGCAAUGGGCACUAUCUACAGUACGGGAAAAGCUUGUAACCCAAAUAAUCCACAGGAGUGCUUAUUACUUGAGCCAGGUUUGGAUGACAUAAUGGCAAACAGCAGAGACUACAAUGAGAGGCUUUGGGCCUGGGAAGGCUGGAGGUCUGAGGUUGGCAAGCAGCUGAGGCCAUUAUAUGAAGAGUAUGUGGCCCUGAAAAAUGAGAUGGCAAGAGCCAACAAUUAUGAGGACUAUGGGGAUUAUUGGAGAGGAGAUUAUGAAGAGGAGUGGACAAAUGGCUAUAACUAUAGCCGCGACCAGUUGAUUAAAGAUGUGGAACAGACCUUCACCCAGAUUCAACCAUUGUAUGAACAUCUUCAUGCUUAUGUGAGGGCAAAGCUGAUGGACACCUACCCUUCCCAUAUCAGCCCAACUGGAUGCCUCCCGGCCCAUUUGCUUGGCGAUAUGUGGGGUAGAUUUUGGACAAACCUGUACCCUCUGACAGUCCCCUUCAGACAGAAACCAAACAUAGAUGUUACUGAUACAAUGGUGAACCAGAGCUGGGAUGCAAGGAGGAUAUUUGAGGAGGCUGAGAAAUUCUUUGUGUCUGUUGGCCUUCCCAACAUGACUCAAGGAUUCUGGGAAAACUCCAUGCUAACAGAGCCAGGCGACAGCCGGAAAGUGGUCUGCCACCCCACAGCUUGGGACCUAGGGAAGCAUGACUUCAGGAUCAAGAUGUGCACAAAGGUGACGAUGGAUGACUUCCUGACAGCCCAUCAUGAGAUGGGACACAUCCAGUAUGACAUGGCAUAUGCUGCACAACCCUUCCUGCUAAGAAAUGGAGCUAAUGAAGGGUUCCAUGAAGCUGUUGGGGAAAUCAUGUCACUUUCUGCAGCUACACCGAAGCAUUUGAAAAACAUUGGUCUUUUGCCACCUGGUUUUUCUGAAGACAAUGAAACAGACAUAAACUUCCUAUUCAAACAAGCACUUACAAUUGUUGGAACUCUACCAUUUACUUACAUGUUAGAAAAGUGGAGAUGGAUGGUCUUUAAGGGUGAAAUUCCCAAAGAGCAGUGGAUAAAAAAAUGGUGGGAGAUGAAGCGAGACUUAGUCGGGGUGGUGGAACCCUUGCCCCAUGAUGAAACAUACUGUGACCCUGCAUCUCUGUUCCAUGUUGCUAAUGAUUACUCAUUCAUCAGAUACUAUACAAGGACCAUUUAUCAAUUCCAGUUUCAAGAAGCCCUUUGUCAAAUAGCUAAACAUAAAGGUCCCCUACACAAAUGUGAUAUCUCCAAUUCCAAUGAAGCCGGGCAGAAGCUGCUCCAAAUGCUGAAACUUGGAAGAUCAAAACCCUGGACCUUAGCAUUGUAUAAUGUUGUAGGAGCAAAGAAUAUGGAUGUAAGACCACUGCUCAACUACUUUGAUCCUUUGUUUACCUGGCUGAAAGAGCAGAACAGGAAUUCUUUUGUGGGUUGGAACACUGACUGGAGUCCAUAUGCUGACCAAAGCAUUAAAGUGAGGAUAAGCCUAAAAUCAGCUCUUGGAGAAAAAGCAUACAAAUGGAAUGACAAUGAGAUGUACUUGUUCCGGUCAUCUAUUGCAUAUGCCAUGAGAGAGUAUUUUUCAAAAGUCAAAAACCAGAUGAUCCCUUUUGUGGAGGAUAACGUGUGGGUGAACGAUUUGAAACCCAGAAUCUCCUUUACCUUCUUUGUCACUUUACCUGGAAAUGUGUCUGAUAUCAUUCCUAGAGCUGACGUGGAAGAGGCCAUCAGGAUGUCCCGGGGCCGUAUCAAUGAUGCUUUCCGCCUGGAUGACAAGAGCCUGGAGUUUCUGGGGAUUCAGCCAACACUGGGACCCCCUUACCAGCCACCUGUCACCAUAUGGCUGAUUGUUUUUGGGGUCGUGAUGGGAGUGGUGGUGGUUGGCAUUGUCCUGCUCAUCUUCUCCGGGAUCAGAAAUCGAAGGAAGAACGAUCCAGCCAGAAGUGAAGAAAAUCCUUAUGCCUCCGUGAAUUUGAGUAAAGGAGAAAAUAAUCCAGGAUUCCAAAAUGUUGGUGCUGUUCAGACUUCAUUUUAGGAAAACCUGUUUGAUUUCCUCUUGAGGUGAUUUUAUUGCAUGCAAAUGUUAAUUUUAUGGUACAGAUAAUAGGAGAUUAUAAAGCUGUCAUUAGAUAUCAAAACUAUGGCUCUGGUCAGGAAAAUUUACCCCAAGAAGACAUGCCUGAGGAGAGGGCAUCUUCACUGGCUUUCAGUAUUUAUUUCUGCCUCGAGAUUUCACUUCUGUUCAUGUUUGAGAGUAAUAGAGAAAAAUGUGUCUUUGGCCUCACCGGCUGUUCGGGGUAAUGGAAGUGGAAAUGUCUGUUGCCUGGCUGGAGUGGAAAGAGAAAAGAGGGAUAUAUGGUGGGAGCAAGUGGGGCCUUCUAUGGAGCCCAGAUGGAUCGCUUUUAAGGACCGUCUCUGUGAAAUGGCGGAACUGCAGGGAGCGAGAAUGGCACACGCUGUUCACUUAAAGUCAAGUGUAAAAGAUGGCACGCUCUUUCACAUUAAGUUAAUCUAAGUACUAUAGUGAUUUGCCCACAGCGGUGAGUGGACUGGAUCAUGCCUUCUUCGGGAUGACAGGUCUAAAGAAGAGAGGAGAAUCCAGAGAGCUGUUCACAGAUGUUGCCUUUUCACUUCCAUCCAUGCUUGAUCAUCAUCUCCCUGACAACGUAAGACUAGCCCCAGGGGCCUCCUGGGACCUGCCCCCCCAGAGCACACCUGAUAGAAACUCACUUCUGUUGUUCUCCAUGGAGUGACUAGAAACCUCAACUGAAUGUCCUCCCUGGAAGUGGGUACCCAAUCUCUUAAAUCUUGUAUUCACCCACAAUGCCUGAGUAGUGCUGAGCACAAAGCAGACAGUCAAUAAAUACUGACUAGAUUCACACUCCUAAGGUCUCACGUGUACUUACGUGCUGGGGCUUCGGGGAUUCUGUCUGCUUGUCAC
Messenger RNA from Mirounga angustirostris (Northern elephant seal), 3324 nucleotides. RefSeq names its product angiotensin converting enzyme 2 (gene ACE2). Bases 1 to 2418 code for a protein of 805 amino acids. The transcript has 18 exons. The record is from RefSeq and is a predicted model, not a curated record. Gene Ontology annotation, cellular component: plasma membrane. Gene Ontology annotation, molecular function: metallopeptidase activity; peptidyl-dipeptidase activity. Gene Ontology annotation, biological process: proteolysis. Lineage: Eukaryota; Metazoa; Chordata; Mammalia; Carnivora; Phocidae.